Messenger RNA from Rosa rugosa (rugosa rose), 2119 nucleotides. Its product is annotated as phosphatidylinositol/phosphatidylcholine transfer protein SFH3. Bases 123 to 1886 code for a protein of 587 amino acids. The transcript has 14 exons. Lineage: Eukaryota; Viridiplantae; Streptophyta; Magnoliopsida; Rosales; Rosaceae. The record is from RefSeq and is a predicted model, not a curated record.
GUUAAAGGGUGUAGGUACAUUUAUCACCUGAGGGCUCUAGUUUGGGCAUAUAUGACUAACUGAGUCUCCUAUCCUCUUUGGCGGUCUCUAAUUGAUAUAGCAACCUUGCAAGAUCAAUAAUCAUGUGUGACACCAUGUCUGGACCUCUUGACCGACACCUAAAACCUGUCCCUGAAGAAAACUCCGAGGAGGAAAGGAAAACAAGGCUUGGGUCUCUUAAGCAGAAGGCAAUUAAUGCCUCCACCAAGUUUAGGCAUUCCUUUACAAAGAAGGGUCGAAGGAACAGUAAGGUAAUGUCUGUCCCUAUUGAGGACAACAUUAAUGCGGAGGAGUUACAGGCAGUGGACGCAUUCCGCCAAGCACUUAUCUUGGAAGAACUAUUGCCCUCAAAACAUGACGAUCAUCAUCUGAUGCUAAGGUUUUUAAGGGCCAGGAAAUUUGACAUUGAGAAAGCAAAGCAGAUGUGGACUGAUAUGCUUCAAUGGAGGAAGGAAUUUGGUGCUGACACUAUUAUGGAGGAAUUUGAAUACAAGGAAAUUGAUGAGGUUUUGAAAUACUAUCCCCAAGGCCAUCAUGGAGUUGAUAAGGAGGGAAGACCUGUCUACAUUGAGAGACUUGGUCAAGUGGAUUCAACCAAGCUGAUGCAAGUCACAACAAUGGACCGUUAUGUAAAAUACCAUGUACGGGAGUUUGAGAGGACCUUCGUCCAUAAAUUCCCUGCAUGUUCCAUUGCAGCAAAGAAGCACAUUGAUCAGAGCACCACUAUUCUUGAUGUACAAGGAGUGGGGCUUAAAAACUUCAAUAAAUCUGCGAGGGAACUUAUUCAGUGCCUUCAGAAGAUUGAUGGCGACAAUUAUCCUGAGACCCUGAACCGUAUGUUCAUCAUUAAUGCUGGUUCUGGAUUUAGGCUUUUAUGGAACACUGUCAAAUCUUUCCUUGAUCCCAAGACCACUGCAAAAAUCAACGUUCUUGGAAACAAAUACCAGAGCAAGUUGCUUGAAAUAAUUGAUGCUAGUGAGCUGCCAGAGUUUUUGGGUGGCACUUGUACUUGUGCAGAUAAGGGUGGUUGCAUGCGUUCCGAUAAAGGCCCAUGGAAUGACCCAGAUAUAAUGAAGAUGGUUCACAAUGGGGAGGGCAAAUGCACAAGGAGAACAUUAUCAGGCAUUGAGGAGAAGAUAAUCUCUGAAGAUGAAAUGUUUUACUCCAAGACAUGUGAUUCUUUCAACUCAAAAAUAGCUCAAAUGGAACAUACAAAACUCUCUCAUGUUCCUAAACAAGUUUCAUUCACCAAAAAAUCCAGUAAGGCCUAUGAGUAUGACAAGUUGAUGCCAAUGGUUGACAAGACCGUGGAUGCAACUUGGUCUAAACCAGUUCAUUAUGAUAAAUUUUCCCACAGUCAAGCUACAGAUUGCUUCCCCUCGCAUAAUGCUUGCAAGUCUUCUGAAGGACUAAGCAGUUACUUACUUUCUGGAAUCAUGGCCUUCAUCAUGGGAAUUGUCACCAUGAUCCGAUUGACACGAGACAUGCCAAGGAAACUCACUGAGGCUGCCCUCUAUGGAAGCCCUGCUUACUGCAAUGGAAUGGGGAUGAAAGCCAAGCAGUUGCCUGCAUCAUCCAUCUCCAGUGACACAUAUAUGAACAUGAUGAAGCGCAUGGCUGAGUUGGAGGAGAAAGUGAAAGUUCUCAGCAUGAAACCAACUAUCAUGCCCCCUGAGAAAGAGGAAAUGUUGAACAAUGCUCUCAACCGAGCCACAGCCUUGGAACAAGAGCUUUCAGCAACCAAGAAGGCACUUGAUGACGCCCUGGUCCGACAGAAUGAGCUUAUAGCCUACCUUGAUAAGAAGAAAAAGAAGAAGAAACUGAAAUUGAACCCAUUUAAAUGGUAAGGUGGUAGCUCCAGUUCUUCUAUUGAAUGAACACUUGAUCAUUCAUUGUUAGCUGCUGGUGGCGAUGUUUUUGAUUGUCAGCCCCAUGGCUGCUUGUGAAUUCAGUCUAUGUUUGCUAGUUUGGUACUGUAACUUAAGGCUUCUGUACAUUAUUAAUUUUCAAGUGUGCCUUGUUUGAGAGUUUGUGUAUAUUUUAACUAAAAAUGGGCACCGCUUUGGUUUCCAGGGUUUUA